UGAGAAGGAUGUGGGCGUGACUUUUGUGGCCGCCUCCAUCAGAAAAGACUUCUGUGGCCCCCUUCAAAUGGUCCCAUUUGGGCGCCUUCUGAACUCUCUCUCUCUUUCUCUCUCUCUCUCUCGACCUCAGCUUCCAAAAGCUCUCGUCCUCCCUCCAAGUUUCCCUUCAUUUCUAGGGUUCUACCUCCAAAGCCCUUCCGUUCCUCGGAGAAUUCUCUCCUUAUCUCCUCCGGCCGCGAUCACGGAUUUUCCGGGGCUUCCCUAGUAGCUUUGAGCGAAUCGAGAAAUGAGACCCGAUUGUGUUAGAUUGAGCAGAGUUCCAGGUGUUCGAUUUAGGUUCUGGUAGCUGGAAAGAAGAAUUAGAAGAAAGAAAUAAGUUUUAGAAUAUGGGAUGCCUGGUAUCCACACCAAGAGAUUCAGGUGGACACAGAAUAAGGCCUGGGAAUAUUGGGGAGGUGGCUGUGUUUGUGCCGGGAUUCCGAAUCCCUAAGAGUGUGGACUUUUCACAGCCACUGGGUGACUGCUUAUCAAAGAGUCUAGUGGAGCGACUUUCAGCUCUGAGGGCUCGGAUAGUUGUCAUGGCUGCCCGGGAGGCACCAUCAGCAGUGAAGCCAAGAUGGAGAGCAGCUACUCGACAUGGAGGUUCUCCCUUGGCUGAUCUUCUUCGUGCUCUGGAGGACUACUUACCUGUACUGCUGGGUUUGGUGGAGGAUGUUGCUUGAGUUAUCCUAUACAGGUAGUCAAUUGAAAGACAAGAUACGGUUUGUUUGGGUUAACCAGGAGGAUGAUGUUGGGGAAACUGCCAUGACAAACGCUUGGUAUGAGGUGCUGUCAGUUUUACACUUGAUGGCUGUGAUAUGUUUAUCACUGGCCAAUUUGUUGCUUCUUCCUAAAACGUCUACUGAUGGUUAUCAGCCAAGGGUAUCUGAAGAGAGCAGACGGAGCUCUGUUGAUGUUUUCUUGAGGGCAGCAGGUUAUUUGGAUUGCGCUAUUCAGCAUGUUCUUCCUCAAAUACCUCAAGAUCUCAGGAGAGAUCUCCCAGAAGACCUCGCAGAAGGAGUGCUUAAAGCUCUCUCCAUGCAGGCCUUGGGUCAGGGUGUUGAUAUUCAACUUGGGAUGGCAAUUGAUAGUCCAAAGGCCACACUAGCAGUUAAACGCCGGUUAGCAUGUGAGAUGGUCAAGUACUGGCAUCAGUCUACACAGGCUCAUGAUAACAUAUCACAACUUCAUUUCUCUGAUGGCUGGGGGAAGAAACAUCAACUUUUUGUGAAGUGGAAAUAUGUUGAAGCAAAGGCUGCUGCAUAUUAUUACCAUGGAUUGAUCCUUGAUGAGGGGAAAACAGAGAAAUCCCAUGGAAUGGCUGUAGCUGCUCUGCAAGCGGCUGAGGAAUUUCUCAAAGAAAGCAAGAAAGCCUGUGCGGCCUUCAAUCUGAUGCCUCCUAUCUCCAGGAUUCCUCCUCUGUGGGGAUCUAUGAAGUACCUUUCCGAGAAGAUCCCCAAAGAUGCCUCAAGCAAGGUUAAAAUCAAUCGAGAUCUCUACAGUCAAGAAAGGAUUCUUCAGACGGCACCAACGUUGCCAGAUUUUGCAUUGGCUUUGAAACCGGAUGACUACCAACUUCCUCCAUUGGAUGCUUCAUGGAAGAAAGAGGAUAACUGUCAGUAGAAAAUUUUGGAGGAGACAAAGGCAGAAGAGUACCAGCCUUGAGAAGUUGGAUGCAUACAGCGAGUGAAAGGGUGACAGUUUUGCAUACCACUGUGAGGUAGAUCAUUGGAUGUGCGAGGGAUCUCUUAUUUACAAGUCUUUUGAAACAUAAAAUGUAGAUAAUAAAUGACAGAAAUGAUUCCAUUUCACCAAUGAAGAAAUAACCUGUUAUUUCUUGUUCUUUUUCUUUUUCUUUUCUUUUUUUUAAAAGAAAAACCUUGUUGCUCAUUGUACAAGCUCUUCCUAUUUUUAUUUGGCUAGAAUUUCUAGAAUAAUUCUAGGAUGAGCAGUGAGGGUGUUUUGGUACCUUAAGAAAAGGCAGGCAUAAAUAAAGGCUUCCUAACAGGAAUAUCUCCUGAUAGCUUUCCUUUUAAA
Molecule: messenger RNA, 2076 nt
Organism: Phoenix dactylifera (date palm)
Lineage: Eukaryota; Viridiplantae; Streptophyta; Magnoliopsida; Arecales; Arecaceae
Source: RefSeq, a predicted model, not a curated record